ACGGGAGAAGGCGCUGAACAGUUCAGAUUCAUCUGGACAGAGAACGGGACAGCGACCUGACGCCCAACGAGACACAACUUAAAAGCCUGAUUUCGGCAAUGAAAAAAGUCGCGUGCAUUAUUUUGCUCUUCAAUUUAGGGUUAUAUUUCUGUGAAGGAGCGGACCCGUGCUGCGCCCAGCCAUGCCAGAACAGAGGCUUCUGCACCUCGCGAGGAUUCACCGACUACGAAUGCGACUGCACGAGAACCGGCUACUACGGACGCAACUGCUCAUCGCCUGAGCUGCUGACCUGGCUGAGGACCCUGCUGAAGCCCAGUCCCAACACCAUGCACCACAUCCUCACUCACUACAAGCCUGUCUGGGACUUCAUCAACAGGGCCUCCUUCAUCCGCGACGCCAUCAUGAGCUACGUCCUGACCUCUCGCUCUCACCUGGUGGACAGCCCCCCCACCUAUAACGCAGACUAUGGUUACUUGAGUUGGGAGUCGUACUCUAACCUGAGCUACUACACCCGCACCCUGCCUCCUGUGCCUCACGACUGCCCCACACCCAUGGGCACUGCAGGGAGGAAGGUUCUCCCGGAGGCUAAAGAUGUGGUGGAACGUGUUCUGCUCAGGAGGAAGUUCACUCCAGACCCUCAGGGCUCCAACCUCAUGUUCGCGUUCUUCGCCCAACAUUUCACUCAUCAGUUCUUCAAGACGGACUUCAAGAAGGGGCCGGGCUUUACCAAGGCUGGGGGCCACGGGGUGGACCUGCAUCACAUCUAUGGAGACACUCUGGAGAGACAGCACAAACUCAGACUGUUAAAGGACGGGAAACUGAAAUACCAGGUGCUGGAGGGAGGGGUGUACCCCCCCAGUCCCCCCCAUGUGCCAGAAGAGCACCAAUUCGCUGUCGGCCACGAGGUGUUCGGAUUGGUUCCUGGCCUGAUGAUGUACGCCACGCUGUGGCUGAGGGAACACAACCGUGUGUGUGACAUCAUGAGGGCGGAGCAUUCAGACUGGGAUGACGAGAGGCUCUUCCAGACCUCCAGACUCAUCCUGACUGGCCAGACCAUUAAGAUCGUGAUAGAGGACUACGUCCAGCAGCUAAGUGGGUAUAACUUCCAGCUGAGGUUUGACCCAGAGCUGCUGUUCACCCAGAGGUUCCAGUACCAGAACCGGAUCUCUGCAGAGUUCAACACCCUGUACCACUGGCACCCUCUGAUGCCUGUGGACUUCAGGAUCCAGGAGCAGACCUACUCAUACCAGCAGUUUGUGUUCAACACCACCCUGGUGCCCCUGCACGGCAUCACCGGCCUGGUGGAGGCCUUCACCAACCAGGUGGCAGGACGGGUGUCGGGAGGGCGUAACGUUCCUCCCAGCAUGGUGGGCGUGGCCAGCAAGGCUCUGGAGCAUGGCAGAGAGAUGAGGUACCAGUCCCUCAACGCCUACAGGAGGCGCUUCAACAUGCGGCCCUACUCCUCCUUCACUGACCUCACCGGUGACAGCGAGCUGGCGUCCGAGCUGGAGAAUCUCUAUGGCGACGUGGAGGGGGUGGAGCUCUACCCCGGCCUGCUGGUGGAGAGGCCACGCCCCGGGGCGGUGUUUGGGGAGACCAUCGUGGAGAUGGGCGCCCCCUUCUCCCUGAAAGGCCUCAUGGGUAAUCCCAUCUGCUCGCCCGAGUACUGGAAGCCCAGCACCUUCGGCGGCCAUGUUGGCUUCUCCCUCGUGAACUCGGCCUCCCUGGAGAAGCUGGUGUGUGGGAACAUCAGGGGUCCUUGCCCACGGGUGUCUUUCCGGGUGCCUGAGAGGCCGAGGCAGGCUGAGGCGUCCCUCCUGGACGCUGGCAGGACCCAGGGGGUCAGCAUCACCCCGACGCUGGCCAUGAAAGAUCCCAGCUCAGAACUGCAUAGACCAGAAACAGUUAGACAAACAGACAGUUACAAAGACAGACAGGCUGACCACAAACACAGACCACUAACAGACAGACCAGAAGCAGACACACCAGGGACAGACUGGUUGCAGACUGGUAGCAGACGUUCUCCAGACAAACAACCUCACAGGUCCAAGAUGUCCGGCAGUCCCACCCAUGAGCAGGAGGCGUCUGGAGUGAAGACAGGCCCUAAGGGAGUGAUAAACGACUGGCGCAGGUUCAAGCUGGACAGUGUGGACCAGACGCUUCCCCCCAGUAAGAGAGAGCUGCUCAGGCAGAUGUCCAGCCCCCAGACCGACGAGCUCAAGGACAAACUCAACCGCAAGAUGAGUGCUCAGGAGUAUGAGUUGAUCCAGGAGGAAGACGAGCACUGCUUGCGUCGCUACAGGAAGCAGUGCAUGCAGGACAUGCACGAGCGGCUCAGCUUCGGGCCCAAGUUCGACACGGUCCACGAGCUGGAGAGCGGCGACGCCUUCCUGGAGGUGAUCGAGAAGGAGCACCGCCUCACCCUGGUCAUCGUCCAGAUCUACGCCGACGGCGUCCCAGGCUGCGAGGAGCUCAACUCCUGCCUGGACUGCCUGGCCACAGAGUACCCCAGCGUCAAGUUCUGCCGCAUCACGGCUGUUGCCACGGGCGCCGGCGAGCGUUUCCCUGAAGACGUGCUGCCCACCCUGCUGGUGUACAAGGCCGGGGAGUUGCUAGGCAACUUCGUGGCGGUGACGAAGCACCUGCACGAGGAGUUCUUCGCCACGGACGUGGAGGCCUUCCUGAACGAGUACGGCCUGCUGCCAGACAAGGAGCUCACCUGCCCCGACGAGGAGGAGGGGGGUGGGGCCCAGGUCGAGUAGGACACACACAUGCUAAGUACAGCCACACACACACCGCUAACCACACACACACGCUAAGUACAGCCACACACGCACCGAGUAGUCACAGGCACAAGAGCAAACAGAUAGUAUGCAAACACAUGCUAAGCAGUCAAUUAAACACACACACAUGCAUGCUGAAUAGUAACACACACACACGCUGAGUAGUAACACA
This is a messenger RNA of Osmerus eperlanus (European smelt), 2955 nucleotides long. It is a transcript of the gene ptgs2a, whose product is annotated as prostaglandin-endoperoxide synthase 2a. Gene Ontology annotation, biological process: response to oxidative stress; regulation of G protein-coupled receptor signaling pathway; cyclooxygenase pathway. NCBI's taxonomy places the organism in Eukaryota, Metazoa, Chordata, Actinopteri, Osmeriformes, Osmeridae. The record is from RefSeq and is a predicted model, not a curated record. Gene Ontology annotation, molecular function: prostaglandin-endoperoxide synthase activity; oxidoreductase activity, acting on single donors with incorporation of molecular oxygen, incorporation of two atoms of oxygen; peroxidase activity. Gene Ontology annotation, cellular component: neuron projection; cytoplasm.